UAAUGGAGUCGGAAAAACAGACGCCCACCAAGAGUGCUAAAGAUAACGAUGAUAAGAAGAAAGGACGUCAUCGGAAGAAACAUACGUACAACGCAAUAAGGACACAGAUUGAGUUUUAUUUCUCCGAUGCCAAUCUGAGCAAGGACCGUUACAUGGGACAGCUGCUGCGCAACGAUUCGUUCAUACCAGUAGAAGAGUUCCUGAAGUUUAACAAAAUCAAGGCACUUACCACGAGCGUGGAGGAGAUUGCUACUGCACUCAAAAAGUCAAGUUUUCUCACACUAUCGGACGAUAAUCUGAAGGUGCGUCGUCAAAACGAGCUAGUAGCGCGUGCGAACUGCGAAGAAUGUACGCUGUACGUCGAAAGUUUGCCACCGAAGGCAAACCACGAUUGGGUGCGUAAUGUGUUCUCCAGCUACGGCAAGGUAGCGUACGUGUCGCUACCAAAAUUUAAGCACUCAAAGAAAAUCAAAGAAUUUGGCUUCGUCGAGUUUGAAGAGGAAACCAGCGUUCAGAAGGCACUUAAGACGUUCGAGACGUUCGGAGGAGUUCUCGCCUACGAGGCAGCGGACGCGGGAAAGAUGGCCAGCAUCAAAAGCUACGAACAGGACAAACUAGCGCAACUGCAGACUGGUGCGGAAACGAUCGUGCAGAAUGAAGGCGGUUCAACAACAACAGUAAACGUUGAAGUGAAGCCGGAAAGUAAUCCAGAACUCGCCCAAUCCGCAGAACAAUCCGUUGUUCCGGAUGAAGAAGACAGCGUUGAGCCACCACCGAAAAGAAUUAAAACGGAUACAGAUUGUGACGAAGAUGAGUCACAGGACGGACCUCAGGCAGAAGUGGAGCCACACAAAAGCGUUGAUUCGGUUGAGCAAGUCAACGAACAAAAACUGGAACCGGUGGACGAUGUUACGAUCGCUCAUGGGAAGAAAAAAUGCCGCCAAAGGAAAGGAUGCAGUACCAUGCAGAAAGAGUUGCAGUUGGACGAUAAGGUUUAUGAGUUGAAAAUAAUGACAAAGAAAGAAUGGCGACGAUUACGGAACAAAUAUCUCAACUUACAACGCGAUGAAGCCAUUAAGCUCAAGCGACUAUUUGCGCAGUCCGAAAAGCAUCACCAACGUGGGCAGUCCAAAUCGAACGCUUCCGGAGUAGGAAAUGGAAAAUCGGGAAGCGGUGGAAUGAAAUCGAUUAAGUCGUCCCCACGGGUCAACUUCUAUGGUGCCAUGCCUGUCGAUGAGGAGCAUCCCGGAGCAGAAGGAUGUAAUGAUGAGCCGGAGGUCACUGAGACGAGUGCCGCUAUGUCCAAGCAUCCCCUAUUCUCCUUCGAACCGGGGCUUAUAGUGGGCAUAAAGUUUCGGGAACCAUGUGUCGACAUAAAGGACUUCCGAGCCGAGCUAAGACAAUAUGCGUAUGUGAAAUACGUGGACUUGAAAGAAGGUGACUUUGAGGCGUUCGUUCGCGUCGAUAGUAAAACCAACGCCAACGCGCUAGUACAGGAAUACAACUCCGCGGAACACAGCGCUCUGAUACUCAGUGGCGAGCUAGAGCAACAGUAUUGGCACAAGAUGUUGCGCGAUCGAGAGGACAAACUGAACAAACGCGUUAAAACGGAGAAGGUUCGUGGGCGUACGAAGUUGAUUCGUAAGAUCAAUAGCCACAUCAAGUUUGACGAUGAUGACGACGAUUAG
Anopheles bellator is the source of this 1688-nucleotide messenger RNA. It is a transcript of the gene Larp7, whose product is annotated as la-related protein 7. Gene Ontology annotation, cellular component: nucleus. Bases 3 to 1688 code for a protein of 561 amino acids. Gene Ontology annotation, molecular function: mRNA binding. The record is from RefSeq and is a predicted model, not a curated record. Gene Ontology annotation, biological process: RNA processing. NCBI's taxonomy places the organism in Eukaryota, Metazoa, Arthropoda, Insecta, Diptera, Culicidae. The transcript has 3 exons.